AAAACCCAUCCCCAUAUAAACAACAGCACAUUGUCCUCUCUCUUACCCUCACCCUCUCCUACUUCCAAGAGGGAAGACUCAACACUUGGCUCCUUCCACAAUAUAUUAAUUCCACAUCUUUCACAUCUUUCUCUGAGAAUGAAGCCCAAAUGCCUUUCCAUCACUUUCCUCUGCAUUUCUCUCAUCUUACUCCCUACCCUGAUUUUAUCCCAGUCUUGCCAAAGAACGUGUGGCAAUCAACACCUCAAAUAUCCUUUUGGCAGUGGCCCUGGUUGCGGUGAUCCACGCUUCCAGCCAUAUGUAACUUGUAGCCAAGAAAAGCUCACCUUUAUAACCCACACGGGCUAUUACACCAUCACCAACAUAGAUUACAACUCUCAAGUUUUGUGUAUCACAGAUCCAUCCAUGUCCACUUGCUCUUGUGCACAGCCAAGCAAAGGCUUUGGCCUAGAUUGGAAUGCUCCAUUCAGUUUUCAUGACGGCAAUGUCUUUGCUCUACUUGACUGCUCAAUUACUUCAUCACCUAUUUACAAACCAGACGGCCUCUAUGGUGGUGGAAACAGCACCCUGGUCCCUUUAUGUGAUAGCGAGGGUGCACCCAUUUGCAGUCUCCUCUAUUCUUGCAGACCAAUCAUCGUGCUCAACAUCCCAAUCUCCACAUGCUGUGUUUACACGCCAGUUGAUCUUGGGCCCUCAUUUGAAAUGGAUUUGCAGAAGUUAAAGUGCACUUCAUAUUCCGGGUUUUAUAGUUAUAAUGGCCAGGAUUCUAACCCACAGAGUUGGAAAUAUGGAGUGGCACUAAAAUAUAAGUUCAGUAUCAAUAACGACUAUCCGGGCGCAUGUGCUGACUGCGAGAAGAGUAAUGGAGUUUGUGGGUAUACUGGAGAUUAUAAUUCAUUCAUCUGCAACUGUCCUGGUGGGGUGAACACUACAGGGAAUUGUUUCUUCUCGGCAUAUUGGAACAACGGUUUGAGGCCUCUUCCAUGGCAAACGGGAAUUUGGCUGAUCUAUUAUCUGGCAUUGAUGGUUUGGAUCUCGUAGAUUGUGAAGAUCAUGGGCUGGGGCCCCCACGUGGGAACCAGAUUACAACACCUAGAGGGUCGACUUCUUCUAGGUGAGAUCUCUCCAGUUUGAAUGGGCAAAACUCUUCAAGGCUACCAUUAUGUCAAGGUAAAUUAUGAGGAAUGAGAAUACUAUUAAAGAUGGAAGAGAUGUUCAAAAGACCAGUACUGCAGUUUCAUCUUUUGUUCAUUUUUAUUUCUUUAUGUUGCAGUGUAGACUUUAGGAGUGAAGUCCUUUUUGUUGGUGUCAAAAGUGAAUAUGGCCACGACAGGGCAAUCAAGAGAAAUAAUUUUACUUUCCUGUAGAAACAUGGGCGUAUUGUAGAAACUUUUCCAAAAUCACACAAUUUUGAUUGUGCAUGCUAGGGCAGAUUGUUUGACUGA
Messenger RNA from Vitis vinifera (wine grape), 1445 nucleotides. RefSeq names its product wall-associated receptor kinase-like 10. Bases 139 to 1041 code for a protein of 300 amino acids. The transcript is spliced from 2 exons. Lineage: Eukaryota; Viridiplantae; Streptophyta; Magnoliopsida; Vitales; Vitaceae. The record is from RefSeq and is a predicted model, not a curated record. Gene Ontology annotation, molecular function: polysaccharide binding.